Messenger RNA from Toxoplasma gondii ME49, 3522 nucleotides. RefSeq lists its product as hypothetical. Lineage: Eukaryota; Apicomplexa; Conoidasida; Eucoccidiorida; Sarcocystidae. The transcript has 5 exons. The record is from RefSeq and is a predicted model, not a curated record. The coding region runs from base 603 to 3473 and encodes 956 amino acids.
UAAACUGCAUGUUACGAGCAGUGCAUAAGUUUGUGUCUUUUACACCAGUUUUUUCCGGUCGCCUCCAGUUGCUAUGGUGACCGGUCGAUUUGUCUGGUCUCCAACGGCAGCUGCUUUAUUUUCUGCUGUCAUGCUGAUAUCGCGUACCACACUACUGGAGUGUGUGAGCAACGCAGGCGAGAGCGCAAAUCGACAUCGAGUUCCAAAUCCUGCAGAGUUUUCAAGCCUGAACUGUACCCUAAACUCUCGAGUUUCGUCGUUUCCUGUGAAAGCAUGUCCAGUUGCCAUCCUUCAUGUAUUACAACGUGUGCGGUUGCGUCCGCCGCUUUAUACCUGGAGACUACAGGAAAAUGACCUUAUAAGCAGACCGAGCGCUGGUCCUUCUGGAAACCGAGAGUUUCUCUCGCAGUGCUACGCCUUUUUGUUCCUCAUUUUGUAGGGAUCCCGUGAAGCCAGUUGGCUUUAUAUGAAAAUUUGUUUGCCUCAGCAUAGAAUCGGAAACGCUUUUUCUCGCAGAAAGUCAAUCUGUUUUGGUAGUCUUAGAUUCAAUUGUCCUGCAGGAUUAUCAAUGCCAGCAUGGUCUCUGUUGCUCACUGUCCUUCAUGAGAGGCGGCAGCAUCUUCGUCACAGUUCUCCUCAUAGUGUGGCCGGUUUGUCAGCGUAUGCCGACUUCAGGAGACGGGAUAAACAUUGUGGACUCUGGGAGUGGGGAUCAGUGGAUGUUGAGGUUUGAGGAUGCAGCGCGGCAUCCCUCCAACAACCCAGUGGAAGCGUCUCCGGAAAGAAAACUUUUGGCUGAUGAUUCUCCACCAAGUAUGGAGUUCGUGCUGGUACGAGGACCCCAGAAAAUAUCGAGGGUAAAGUGGAACACCGCUGUCAGCAGGGCGUUGUCGAGGCGAAAUCGUGUUCCGGUGAAAUCUUCUCGCUCUGCCAAGUCAAAAAACGACUUUCGACUGGGCUCGCUGAACAUGAUUAGUGCCUACGAAGAGCUUCUGUCUGAAUAUCAAGAGGAUCAGAAGGAAAAGAUGGAGCUGCAACUGUUACAAGGCUGGCAGCGAAAAAUGGUACAGCCCCGUCGGACCGUCAAAAGCUUUGCCGACCUCAUAAUUGUUCCGCCACCUCCUGAAGAAGGCAUCCUGUUGGGUGGAUACGUCCUCGAACCAGUGACAGAGGACGACUUAAAUAUGGCGGUGUAUCAGCCAAAGGCUUUCUACGAACUAGAAGAACCUGGGAACAAAGAAAGGAUGGAAUUACUUGCUGGCAAACAGCACAAGAUGCUCAAUUCACUCGAUGAUGAGGCACUGCACGCAUUGAACAAAGGCGCUGGGGUCCUCGGACAGCUCGUUGACCAGGUCACCGGCACAGCAGGUGGAAUGAGUGAAGCAGUUAAGAAAGUUGGUCAGGAAGCUCUCGCCGUUGCUGCAUCGCGUGCCCCUGAAGAGUCUGCUGGCUAUGUAAACCUGAGAACCGGCCUCCCCUGUAUCCCGUCGCCAGAUCAUAUCUACUGUGUGGCAACGCCGACCACAACGACCACAAAGGCUCCUCCAUCACUGGUUGAGCUCCUAAAGUACCGGAAAAAGAAAGAGGAGGAGGAGGAGAAGAGACGUAGGGUUGAGCUGGCAAUCCAUCUUGAACAGCAGAAGCGCCAGCACAAUCCGUAUGACCAGCCUGUGUACUUUGAAGCUGCUGAAAGCCAGCUGAUGAAGCCGACAGAUGUGUUCAAAAAGAAGAUGUUCGUGCACAGAGAGAAGGCAGGUAAGGAGGAGGAGCACCUGGCUAGUUUUUCAUCUAUGCAGGAGGCACAGACUGUCCUUAAAUUUGCCAAGCACGCCACCCAUAAACGUGAGGACGAACCCUCCUUCUCACGGGAUUCAGAAUCGGAGACUCCUUUACCUGCUAGCGCCUUGAACGCUGCAAGCAGACGCGCCCGCGGUUCCUCCAAAGCACUUCCUGAACAGCAGCAAACUGGUGUGAUACAAGAUGCGCGUCAUGCCAGCAGGCAUUAUGGGAAGGCCAUCGUUGAAGAGGUCAUAAGACCUCGUCAGCUGAAAGAUUUCAGUGUGAGAUCGGAUAAAGCGUGGCCUUUGUCGCCGAGAGAACCAACAAGAUUGCUCAAUACAAUUCUGAAUGCAGAACAAAUUUCCCUAGGAGAGGCGUUCUCGGUGGCUCCCAGCCGACAAGAUCGCGCGAGUAGACGGAAGAAAGCUGAUUCACGAUGGUCCACAAGACAGUCUGACAUAGUCAUAGAUCCGAUUCCCUCUCUUCGUGUCCUCAGAAAAAGCAAUCUGGCCACGCCUCUUCAUUUAUUUCGCAGUCGAUCAGCCGAACCUGUCACUUCCCACAGUUCCGACAAGCAGUCGGUCCAAAAAGUUGAAUCUCAAGGAGAUGGUGGUUCGUUUGCUGACGUCACAUCACUAGAGGAGACGCCAGCAAGGAAAACACGAAAAAGCGAUGGCAUACAACCAGGUUUUUCGUCCGUACCACUAACCGGUUCUAGUGAUGGAGACGCACAGGAAAACCUGCCUGGAACCGCACCUGCAGACGAGCACAAUAAGGGCGGUAGUGUCAUUGUAGAAGGUGCGCGACGGUUCCAGUCGCACAUUCAGUCAGCAACAUUAACUCCUCAACAGCUCGCAAAAUACACAAGGGGCAACAAGCCGUCAAGCCUGGCAUCCAACGAGGACCUUAUCAAGACAGAGAAGGAGCGCGCAAAGAGGGAAAGGCAAGAACAGCGUCUCUCUCGACUUACUGACAAUUUUACGGCUAUGAGCUACGCGGAAGAGCUCCACAACGCCGCGCUUGCGACUGGGGACCCACUGCCCUCAGAUGCAGUAGUUGGUCCUUUUCUCCGAGUCUCUUCACUGCCGCCCAUCUUGAGAGAGAAGGUUGAGCGAACUCAGCAGCACAAGGAGAGAAGGCGCGAAGAAAAAGAUGCUCGACAGGAAAGGAAAAGGGAAGAGUGGCAAGCAACCAAGAACAACGCUCGUCUCCAGCAGCUAGAGAACAACCUCUCAGAUCGGACAUUAGCUUUCAUCACGGGCUAUCUGAACAGCGAUACUCCAAGCUCGAUUAACAAAGCCUCCGAAUGUGGUUCUAAAGUAAAGUGUACAAGAGGCUCUCCUGCUGCUAAAGAUCAAUCUCUAAAGCCAUUUGACGUGACGAUCGAUACGAACAAGUCCACUGAAGACACUUUGAGACAGGCGUCGCCUCGGGUGGAAGGUUUUUCUGAAGUCGCCAACCAGCGGUCAGGUAUAAACACGCAUUCCGUAGAAGAGGAAAGCAACGCCGGAAAGAGAAGUACACACACAGAAAGUUCAUGGUCGCCUCUGACCAAGACAGACCAGAGUAUACUUCUUGACGAACUGCACUUGGCUCGCGUGGUAUGGCUCGACGGCGAAGACAAUGAGAACCCGUUUCAGAUACACCCCCGGGUAUCCAGGAUAUCCAGGAACAUCGACACAAGCUUCUUUUAGGAGUCUUGUGAUCGAAGGGGGAACAGUCUCGCACAACAUGUCAAUGACG